GCUCUUUCUUACCCAUAAUGCUUUGUGGGGACGUUGACAAGUGGAUCCAAGAUGGCGUAGAAAGUAAUGACAGGAAUUGGAUGAAGUAAUUGAUCACUAAUGAACUACAGUGCUGGUGAGAUGUGCAAGAAACUAUAAAGAGCUCUGAUGGGCUAUUUGGGUGAUGAUACCCAGUGCAGUGAACUGCAGGAUUUUUGUCCCUGAGUCAUGGAAGACAGAAGAGCUGAAAAGUCAUGUGAACAAGCGUGUGAGUCCCUGAAGAGGCAGGACUAUGACAUGGCCCUCCAGCACUGCACAGAGGCCCUACUUUCCCUUGGCCAGUACUCCAUGGCAGACUUCGCAGGGCCGUGUCCACUGGAUAUAGAGCGUAUCAAAAUCGAGAGUCUUCUUUACAGAAUUGCCUCAUUCUUGCAACUGAAAAACUACGGGCAAGCUGAUGAAGAUUGUAGGCAUGUACUGGGGGAAGAACUGGCCAAGGGAGAGGGUGCCUUCCGGGCGGUGCUGUGCUGCAUGCAGCUCAAAGGGAAGCUCCAGCUUGUGUCCUCCAUCCUUGCCAAGUCACUAUCAGGAGAGUCUCUGAAUGGGAUGGUAACGAAAGAUUUGACAAGACUCAAGACACUUCUCGCAGAGACCGAGACAGCAACAAGUAAUGUCCUCUCUGGAUGUCAUGUGGAAGACUUAGAUGAAGGGUCUUGUAACGGUUGGCAUUUCCGCCCGCCACCCAGGGGAAUCACAAGCAGCGAGGAAUAUACUUUGUGUAAAAGGUUUUUAGAGCAAGGAAUCUGUAGGUAUGGUGCCCAGUGUACUUCAGCACAUUCCCAGGAAGAAUUAGCAGAGUGGCAGAAAAGAUACGCCUCCCGGUUAAUAAAACUGAAGCAGCAAAAUGAGAACAAACAGCUCUCAGGCAGCUACAUGGAAACCUUGAUAGAGAAGUGGAUGAGCUCACUGUCUCCUGAGAAAGUGCUUAGCGAAUGCAUAGAGGGAGUUCAGGUGGAGCACAACCCUGACCUGUCGGUCACCGUCAACACCAAAAAAUCUCACCAGACAUGGACUUUUGCUCUGACCUGUAAGCCUGCAAGAAUGCUGUAUCGGGUAGCAUUGCUUUAUGAUGCUCAUCGUCCUCAUUUUAGUAUCAUUGCCAUAUCUGCCGGAGAUAGUACUACCCAGGUAUCACAAGAAGUCCCUGAAAACUGUCAAGAAUGGAUAGGAGGAAAGAUGGCCCAAAAUGGAUUAGAUCAUUACGUGUAUAAAGUCGGGAUAGCAUUUAACACAGAAAUAUUUGGAACUUUUCGCCAAACCAUAGUUUUCGACUUUGGAUUGGAGCCAGUACUCAUGCAAAGAGUAAUGAUUGAUGCAGCUUCUACAGAAGAUCUUGAAUAUCUGAUGCAUGCAAAACAGCAGCUGGUAACCACAGCCAAGCGCUGGGAUUCUUCUUCUAAGACUAUUGUAGAUUUUGAACCUAAUGAAACUACUGACUUGGAGAAGAGCCUUCUGAUCAGAUACCAAAUUCCUCUUUCUGCUGACCAGCUGUUUACACAGUCCGUUUUAGACAAAUCAUUGACCAAGGCUAACUAUCAGUCACGGUUGCAUGACCUGCUUUAUAUUGAAGAGAUAGCCCAGUAUAAAGAAGUCAGCAAGUUCAACCUUAAAGUGCAAUUGCAGAUUUUAGCAAGCUUCAUGCUCACUGGAGUUUCUGGGGGUGCAAAGUAUGCUCAGAAUGGACAACUUUUUGGUCGUUUUAAGCUUACUGAAACCCUUUCUGAAGAUACUUUGGCUGGAAGACUGGUGAUGACCAAAGUCAAUGCUGUUUAUUUAUUACCAGUCCCUAAAGAGAAGCUAGUACAGACCCAGGGAACCAAAGAGAAGGUUUAUGAAGCUACUAUUGAAGAAAAAACAAAAGAGUAUAUAUUUUUAAGGAUAUCCAGGGAAUGCUGUGAAGAGCUUAAUCUUCGGCCUGACUGUGACACACAGGUCGAGCUUCAGUUUCAGUUGAAUCGAUUACCCCUCUGUGAAAUGCAUUAUGCACUAGACAGGAUUAAGGACAAUGGUGUUUUGUUUCCAGACAUCAGUAUGACUCCUACCAUACCUUGGAGUCCUAACAGACAGUGGGAUGAGCAGUUGGAUCCUCGGCUAAAUGCAAAACAGAAGGAAGCUGUUCUGGCCAUCACCACACCACUCUCCAUCCAGCUGCCGCCCGUCCUCAUCAUCGGACCCUAUGGGACAGGCAAAACCUUCACACUGGCUCAGGCCGUCAAGCACAUACUGCAGCAGCAGGAGACGAGCAGGAUUCUCAUUUGCACCCAUUCUAAUAGUGCUGCUGACCUCUACAUAAAGGAUUAUUUACAUCCAUAUGUAGAAGCAGGCAAUCCCCAGGCAAGACCUCUCAGGGUGUACUUUCGGAACCGCUGGGUGAAGACUGUCCACCCGGUUGUGCACCAGUACUGUUUGAUCUCAAGCGCACAUUCCACCUUUCAGAUGCCCCAGAAGGAGGACAUUCUUAAACAUCGAGUGCUGGUGGUCACCCUGAACACUUCCCAGUACCUCUGCCAGCUGGACCUUGAGCCCGGGAUUUUUACACACAUUCUGUUAGAUGAAGCUGCCCAGGCCAUGGAGUGCGAGACCAUUAUGCCUCUAGCCUUGGCAACGAAAGACACGCGGAUUGUUUUGGCUGGUGAUCAUAUGCAGCUCAGUCCUUUUGUUUACAGCGAGUUUGCCAGGGAGAGAAACCUUCACGUUUCAUUACUUGAUCGACUCUACGAGCAUUACCCUGCCGAGUUUCCAUGUAGGAUCCUCCUCUGUGAGAACUAUCGCUCCCAUGAAGCUAUCAUCAACUAUACCUCUGAGCUUUUCUAUGAGGGUAAACUGAUGGCCAGUGGAAAGCAGCCAGCACACAAGGACUUCUACCCACUGACAUUCUUUACUGCACGAGGGGAAGACGUACAAGAAAAAAAUAGCACAGCCUUUUAUAACAAUGCAGAGGUGUUUGAAGUGGUGGAGCGUGUGGAAGAGCUAAGAAGGAAGUGGCCAGUUGCCUGGGGGAAGUUAGAUGAUGGCAGUAUUGGUGUGGUGACUCCAUAUGCUGACCAGGUCUUUAGGAUCCGUGCUGAACUUCGGAAAAAGAGACUCUCUGAUGUGAAUGUAGAAAGGGUGCUGAAUGUUCAAGGAAAGCAAUUCAGAGUUCUGUUUCUUAGCACAGUACGUACACGCCACACUUGCAAGCAUAAGCAGACACCGAUUAAAAAGAAAGAGCAACUUCUGGAAGACUCCACUGAGGACUUAGAUUAUGGUUUUUUGUCUAACUACAAACUUCUCAAUACUGCCAUCACAAGAGCACAGUCCCUGGUUGCUGUGGUGGGAGACCCCGUUGCUUUGUGCUCUAUUGGAAGGUGUAGGAAGUUUUGGGAGCGAUUUAUUGCCCUGUGUCAUGAAAAUCAUAGCCUACAUGGGAUCACAUUUGAACAGAUCAAGGCACAGUUAGAGGCUUUAGAACUCAAGAAGACGUAUGUGUUGAAUCCACUGGCUCCUGAAUUUAUUCCCCGGGCUUUACGACUGCAGCAUUCAGGCAACAGCAGCAGACAGCAGCAGUCACCACCCAAGGGGAAAAGCCUUCAUCAUCCCCAGAGCGACCACUUCCAGAAUGAUGGUGUUGUUCAGCCCAAUCCUUCUGUACUCAUUGGCAAUCCUAUUAGAGCAUUUACUCCUCCACCCCCUCUUGGACCUCACCCAAGUUUGGGAAAGUCUCCAAGCCCCGUUCAAAGAAUAGAUCCUCACACCGGGACAAGUAUUCUUUAUGUACCUGCUGUCUAUGGAGGGAAUGUGGUCAUGUCGGUGCCUUUGCCUGUGCCAUGGACAGGAUACCAGGGUAGGUUUGCAGUUGAUCCUAGGAUUAUUACACACCCAGCAGCGAUGGCCUACAAUAUGAACCUAUUACAUACACAUGGACGUGGAUCGCCGAUCCCCUAUGGCCUUGGACAUCACCCACCUGUCAACAUAGGGCAGCCGCAGAAUCAGCAUGCAGAGAAGGAUCAACAGGAGCAAAAUCGAAACGGUAAAACUGAUACAAAUAACCCUGGACCUGAAAUUAAUAAGAUCCGAACACCAGAGAAAAAGCCUACAGAGCCCAAACAGGUUGAUUUGGAAUCAAAUCCACAGAACAGAAGUCCUGAAUCCCGUCCCAGCGUUGUUUAUUCCAAUAUCAAAUUUCCUCGAAAAGAUAAUCUCAACCCAAGACACAUAAAUCUUCCUCUUCCUGCACCACACGCACAGUAUGCAAUCCCUGGCCGCCAUUUUCACCCGCUUCCUCAGCUACCCAGGCCACCAUUUCCCAUUCCCCAGCAGCAUACCUUGUUAAAUCAACAGCAGAAUAAUUUGCCUGAACAACCAAAUCAGGUGGCACCCCAGCCAAAUCAAGUGGCACCCCAGCCAAAUCAGGUGGUACCCCAGCCAAAUCAGGUGGUCCAGCAGCAAAGCCAGGCACCACCACAGGCCCCGCAGCCACUGCCUCAACUCUCUCCUGCAUAUCAGGCAGGGUCCACCAGUGCGUUUUUCAAUAAUGCAGCUGCUCACAGACCACAGUCUCCUCCCGCUGCAGAGGCUGUGGUUCCCGAGCAGCAGCCACCUCCCGUGCUUCCUGACGGCCACAGUCCGCUGAGAGCCAUCACACAGCCUGGUCCCAUCCUGGCAUCUCCUCUGAACAACUUUGUUGAUGAGAGCUCCCCAGGAUUGCCUGUAGGAGAUGCUUUGGAUCGAGUGCACGGAAGUGUGGCUCUGGAGACACUGAGGCAGCAGCAGGCUCGGCUGCAGCAGUGGAGGGAGCAGCAUGCCUAUCUCAGCCAAGGCAGCAUCCCGCAUCCACACCAUCACCAUCCUCACCUCCCGCAUCUUCCCCAGCCACCCCUUGGCCUCCACCAGCCAGCAGUGAGGGCAGAGUGGAAACUCGCUGGCAGAGUUGAGGAUGAAGCAGAGACACCGUUCUCAAGGUUUCAGGACUUACUCAGAGAGCUGUCUCAUCGUGAUCAAGGUGACACUAGAGAACAGGCUGAAAUGCCACCACCUCAGUCAAGACUUUUGCAAUACAGACAAGUUCAGACCAGAAGCCCACCAGCAGUCCCGUCUCCCCCUUCCACCACAGACCUCAGCAGCCACUUUGCUAACUUUAAUGACAACAGCAGAGACAUUGAAGCAGCCAACAACCCAGCAUUCCCACAGCGCCUCCCACCUCAGCUCUUCGGCUCCCCCUUUUCGUUGCCCUCUGAACACCUUGCCCCACCUUCCCUGAAAUAUCUGGCUCCUGAAGGAGCGUGGAAUUUUGCUAACUUGCAACAGAAUCACUUAAUAGGGCCGGGUUUUCCCUAUGGCCUACCUCCAUUGCCUCCCAGGCCACCGCAGAACCCUUUUGUACACAUCCAGAACCAUCAACAUGCUGUUGGUCAAGAGCCAUUUCACCCACUGUCAGCUCGCACAGUGUCUUCUUCUUCGCUCCCCAGCCUAGAAGAGUAUGAGCCCAGAGGACCUGGUCGGCCCUUGUACCAAAGAAGAAUUUCAUCUAGCUCAGCCCAGCCUUGUGUGGAAGAGGCAAGUACUCCACAAGGCAGCCUGGCUCAGGGCAAAGAACUGCAGGACCGCAAUCGCCCGCCUGCUUUCAGCUUCCCAGCCCCUGAGUCCUGGGCCAAUACCACCUCACCUGCCCCCUACCAGAACAUUCCGUGCAAUGGACCCAGCAGGACAGCACAGCCCAGAGAGUUGAUAGCACCACCCAAGACUGUCAAGCCCCCUGAGGAGCAGCUGAAGCCUGACGGCACGGAAGUGUCCAGUUCCUUCAACUACACGGUGCUGCAGCACCUUGGCCAGUUCCCACCCCUCCUGCCCAACAAGCAGAUCGCAGAGUCGGCCACCAGCAGCAGCCAGCAGAGCCCGGCAGGGAGCAAGCCCGCCAUGUCCUAUGCCAGUGCGCUGCGGGCCCCGCCCAAGCCCAGACCGCCACCCGAGCAGGCCAAGAAGGGCAGCGACCCUCUGUCCCUGUUCCAGGAGCUCAGCCUGGGCAGCAGCCCGGGCAGCAACGGCUUCUACUCCUACUUCAAGUGACCGCACGCACUCUCAGAGUGUUGAGGUCGAGUUUGUCGUAGGGUUGAGGUGGCAGGUUCCUCUGUGCACAGUCUCUGCGAAAUGUUGACCGCGCGCUCACUCGGCCCCCUUGCUGCUAGACCUGCGCCUAAGUUUAAAAGUAUAUUCCAUUACUUUGCAUUUUUGAUGUGAGUCAGAACUUUGACAGCUUUUAUGUAGAAUAAAAAUAUUUUUAAAUUUGUGUAUUGUUACAUAUGUUUGCAUCAAGCUAGCAGCUAAGAGGUUAAUUGUGCAACUAUUAAAAAAAAAGAAAAAGAAAAAAAGUUUGUCUAAAAUGUAUUUAAAAAGAAAAAAAUGUUAAGUAGCAUUUACAUUUAUUCAAUAAUAUUACCACAUGCUGGGUUUCUGUACCAGAAAUGGCCAGUUGUUGUACAAAUGUAUGUUAUUUUUGCUUAAAUUCAUUUAAAAUUUUUUUAAAUAAAGGGGCAGCAUCUUCUAAAUACUUUAUCAGCUUUUUUUUUUUUUUUUUUUUUUUUUGGUGACAGGAUGCUGUAUUCUAAAACUUUCAGAGUUUUAGAUUAUCUGUGACAUGCUGUUCUCUCCAUCAGCGUAGGGUAAAGGUCAAGGCCUUCUUUGCCCGUGUAUUCUGUAUGCCAUUGGGUUUUGAAAUGUGGAAAAAAAAAAAGAAAAAAGAAGAAAACAACAACAAAAAAAUCAGCAACCCAAAACCCAGUGGCAUAUUUAUUAGUUUUGUUGUUUUGGUUUUUUGGAGAAGGAACACUUACAGCUUGUUUUUAAUGUUAAUUUGAUAGUGUGGUUUUGUUGUUGUUGUUUUUGGUUUUUUUGUUUUUGUUUGUUUUUUAAACAAAUCAUGAAGCUGAAAAAUUUUUAGGAUUGUUGGUGCUUAGUAGACUUGAUAACUAUUUUAAAACUGCGUGAAUUUAGUGAAAAAAAUCUUCUUUCUCAUUCUGCAUGUGUGUUUGUAGCCUGGCCCCUCCUCCAGGGCAGAAAGAACUGUGCCGACUAAAGGUUUGGGUUUCUUUUCCUCCAGUGAAAAUUUUGGUACCUUAUUUGAUGUUUACAUUAAGAUAUGACAUUACACAUGGCAAUUCUAAGAUUUUUCUAGUUGUUCUGUGUGAGGAAGAUCAUAAAAGAAAAAAACAGUGUUUGUCCAAAAAUCGAUCAAAUCUAGGGCAUGUUUCAUAUCUUUUGAUUCUUCAGAAAUUCCCUCUUGAACUCAGUAAACAUAAGAAAUUUAAACAACUGUCUGCAGUAGUCUGCAGCCUGACAGUUGUUUUGAAUGAACAUGGAAAGGGAGGAAGAGGCUGUCCUUUCCAUGUGUUCUUUGACACAUUUGAAGUAAUGAAUGUCCUUAUCGGUUCCUGAUCCAGUAGCUCUGAUCUUAUAUUUCUGAGAUAUCUUGAGACUAUAAUAUAUCUUUUUUUUUUUCUUUUUAAAUUAAAAUGAGGCCAGGGGAUAUUUCAAAAGAGCCCACCUUCCUGAUGAUCAUUCGAGCACUGUUUUCUGGAAGACUCUUUUGAGAGAACUUUUUUAACUGGGUUGAAAGUGGCAAGGGGAAGGUAGAAUUACUACAUCUGUAUGAGUAGGGGUUAGUCUGUGGCAGCCAUCUAUGGCCUCCUGGAGCCCCUAGACAAUGUGGGAUAAAAGGCUGAGUUGGUUAAGGGCUAGCCAACUCUAGGACCAGUGAUGCAGCCUCUGAUUCACUUCCACCUUUGUGCUCAGGGCUGAGCCAUUGGUACCUGGCUUCCUGUCUCAGGCUGACCACCUCUUUUGAGGUGGCAGAUGUGGACCCACAAACUGGAGAUGUGUUAAUGGAUAGUACAAAUCACAGCAGGGGAGUGGAUCUAGUGAACCAGGGUACCACACUCUCUGCAUGAUGUGACAUUAUCACAUAUUGCUGGGCAUGUUUUAGGCUGAACAAGACAACUUUUGCCACAGGGCUCUGUGUUUUCUAACUCUGUGCCCAAACAAGAAGUAGGACUCCCCCAUGAUGAGGCUGUAUGUCCCAUCGGUGAGAGCCCCCACCUCCACACAUGCAGACACACAGGACAGCAGCACACGCUGGGCAAGUGUUCAGAGCCAUUUUGCUAAUUCAGACAGAACUAUACUGUUUUGGUUCCCCUCUCAUGAGCAGAUUAUUGCCUAGUUUUCUGUUUCUCAUACUUGAACCUUUAAAAAAAAUAUCAGUUUUUAAAUUAUUUAUGUUUAGUAAAGUCACAUGUGCUAUGCCCUAUCAUCUUAUAUAAAAACACUGAUGGUGGGACACCUUGGACGAGGAACCCAUCAGAAUGCAGUGACAUCCUCAAAGUGAUUAUUUCUAAGAAAUGACACUAGCUACUUAUUUGUGACUGCUGCGUUGUGAAUGUCUGAGUAUUCCCAUCUCUUUCUUGAUUCUGCAGCUAGUAGAGGAUUUGUCUCCGUGUUUUCCUAUUCUGCAUACAGGCUUAUUUUAGUCCUGCUCCCCAAUUUCCAGUGUCUGUCUUCCCAUCCGGGCUCAAAGGAGCCUGUUACUCAUGACCAGCAGCAUUUUAUAACAGUCUUCGGCAGAUCCCACCAGAAGAAGCAUUGCGAGUUCUCCCUGCUGGCCCUUCGCUGUUACUUGGCUAGUAUUAGCAGGGUUAGUCACUGUCAUGAAAAUAGCUUAUUUCAUUUCUCAGAUUCAACUUUAGAGCUCAGACGGAACAUACACACAUAUGUGUGUGUGUGUAUAUAUAUAUGUGUGUGUGUGUGUGUGUUUGUUUACAUGCAUAAGCACACCCUCUUUUUUUUUAAGAAAACUUGAUAGCUCUGUGAUGCCCUUUUCUUCUGGAUGGAUUUCUCCUGAGGUCAUUUUAUGAUUUCUUUGUUCUUCUGUUCAGUGGAGUUUCCCUGUCCCUGCCAGGACUGAUUUUAGUCACUUCACUACAACUUGAAGUAUUUCUUUUCCUCCCUCUCUCCCUUCCUUCCUGCAUCUUUUUCUUUCUUUCAUUCUUUUAUGUGAUCAUUCAUAGUGUUUAUGCUAAGUUUGAUCCCCCUUCCCCUCUUGAUUGAAAAAUAAGUUCCUGUUAAGAGUUGAUCAACCUCAUUCACUGUAUCCUGGAUUUUUUCCUGGUGUGUUUUUCAAAGAAGUCCAUUCUAGCUCUGCCAUUGCUAUAAUAUCUUGUCCUUGCUCAAUCAGUAGUUAAUUAUUGACCAUUCAAAUUAAUGACCUCGGUCUUCCUGUCU
Peromyscus leucopus (white-footed mouse) is the source of this 9288-nucleotide messenger RNA. RefSeq names its product helicase with zinc finger (gene Helz). Gene Ontology annotation, molecular function: protein binding; hydrolase activity; helicase activity. Gene Ontology annotation, biological process: regulatory ncRNA-mediated post-transcriptional gene silencing. Gene Ontology annotation, cellular component: cytosol; P granule. The coding region runs from base 208 to 6084 and encodes 1958 amino acids. Lineage: Eukaryota; Metazoa; Chordata; Mammalia; Rodentia; Cricetidae. The record is from RefSeq and is a predicted model, not a curated record. The transcript has 33 exons.